AUGAAAGGUUCCAAGGGAAGAACUGAUUUCAAUCAGAGGAAGAACUUCAAUGCUGUGUCUCAAUCUUCUGGAUCUGGUUUGUUUCACGAAACUGGUGAUGUUACAAGAGGAUUUAGCGAUAGGCUGGAUUACUUAUUGGUGAAUGGUAUUGGUUCCAAUGUGAAGGUGACUACUACGGCUGGUAUCCAGUAUGAAGGUGUCUUGGCAGCUGCGAAUACCGAGUCCACAAAUGGUAUUGAUGUUGUACUAAAGCAUGCAAAGGUCAUUGAUAAUGGUAUGGUCAAAGAUAUUGAUGCAUUGGCUAAAAGCAUUGAAGACACGCUUUUGAUCCAAGGUGAAGAUGUUGCAGAAGUUGACUUGAAAAGUAUUGAUUUUAGUCUGGAUGAGAAAUGGGAAGCAGCUCAGCAGCAACUCGAAGAAAAGAAGGCAGCUGCUGUUGAAGCUGAAGCCGCAAAGAAAGCUGCUAGUCCACCAUCUAGAUCCACUUCCAAUACACCUGCUGAAGGUAAAACUGGAUUUAGAACCGAUGUUGACAUUUCUCGCGCUAACAAGGACAUUAGGGAGCGUGAAUUACAGAAAUGGACACCAGAUACAGACUCAGCCUUCAAUGUCGAUACUGUUGCUUUGGAAGAUAGCAAUGAGAAAUGGGAUCAAUUUGCAGUUAAUGAGAAAAAGUUUGGUAUCAAGUCUUCUUUCGAUGAACAUUUCUACACAACUAAAAUAAACAAAGAUGAUCCAAACUAUGCCGAAAGAUUGAAGGAAGCGGAAAGAAUAGCUAAAGAAAUUGAAUCUCAAGAUGCUUCUGGUAAUGUUCAUUUAGCCGAAGACCGUGGUAUUGCCAUUGAUGAUUCAGGUAUGGAUGAGGAAGAUUUAUACUCUGGUGUCGACAGAAGAGGUGAUGAGCUAUUGGCAUCCUUGAAAUCAAAUGCCAAGCCAGCAGCACCGAAGCCAAAGAAAUAUGUUCCUCCAACAUUGAGAAACCAGCCGCACCACAUGGAUCCUGCUAUUAUUUCUUCUACUGGCACCAAGGCUGUUUCACCCGUUACCAAGCAUAGCGCAGGUUUACCAAGAAAGGAACACAGACACAAGAAAGUACCAAACUCAAAAGAAGCUCAAAUUGAGGAAUUGAGAAAAUUCUCUGAGAAGUUUAAGGUACCAUAUGAUAUGCCCAAAGAUAUGCCAACAUCUUCAAAAAGCACCAGUUCUUCAGAAAGUGCUGCUACAGAAGCUUCGGUUGACACACCAAACACUACAACUCAAUCUCAACCUCAAGCCACUGUUAACAGCGGUUCUAACCUAAAGUCUGACCCAAGUUUGCCUCCAAAGCCAGUCAACAAAUCCUCCAGUACCAAGUCGUCAGUUCCUCCAACACCUUCAACUGCUAAGGGUGAGUUGAAGAAAAGUUCCUCCUCUACAUCUGGUGCUUCACCAUCCUCUGCAACAUCACCUCAAGCCACUGCGCAUGGAGUCUCGCCAGCAGGUGGAAGAGCAAGUGUGUCAUCGAGAAGACGCAAUGCUGGCUCGUUCUUUGGCUCCAAAAAGCUACAAUCCAAAGACAAUGUGAGAAAGGCAUUUGCUACUAGUUUCAACAUGUUCCUAAGGUCGAAGGAAGCGCAUGACCAGAAGGUUGCUGAACAUGCUGCUUCUUCUUCUGAUGAGAAGAAGCAUGAGAAGUCACCAGCUGUUACUGAGCAAUUCUUUAUUGAAAAGCCUUAUUUCACAGCCCCAACUUGGGCAAGCACUGUUGAAAAGUCUUUCAAGGAAUUUUUCCCAGACGAGAGGAAGGCACUGCAGAAGGCCCAAUCAAGACUACAAAAGAGACAAAUGAACGCAAUGAAUGCAGGCAUGAUGGGUUCCCAUGCACCAGGAGUUAUGAACCCUCAUAUGGGAGUUAUGGGCGGCAUGGGAGGUCGUGGCAACAUGUCAAACUUUGCAAUGGCUCCAAUGUCAGGUUCAGGUGCUAACCCAGCAAUGAUGAACAGCUUUGGUGGUAUGUACAUGCCAUUCCAACCUCAGCCGGUAUUUUAUCCGGGUAUGGUUCCAAUGAUGGGUACCUCUACCAGUGCUAAUACUGGAAGAGGCAAUGCCGGAGCUCACUCUGAUGAGAGUGCUGUCCCAAGUGGCAGCAUGUCUCCGCAAGCGAUGUCACCUCAUAUACCACCAGCUUAUAUGGCUGGUGCCCCAAUGGCCUACCCAGCACCACCAGGUGCUGCUCCAUUCCACGGAAUGAUGGGUGGUAUGCCUGAUAGAAGCCACGGUAACUACUAUCACAAUAACCACGGCCACAGAAACAACCACCAUCACUACCACUCUAAGCAGUAUAACUGA
Nakaseomyces glabratus is the source of this 2328-nucleotide messenger RNA. It is a transcript of the gene PBP1, whose product is annotated as Pbp1p. The record is from RefSeq and is a predicted model, not a curated record. Gene Ontology annotation, molecular function: mRNA binding. Gene Ontology annotation, biological process: cytoplasmic stress granule assembly. Gene Ontology annotation, cellular component: cytoplasmic stress granule. NCBI's taxonomy places the organism in Eukaryota, Fungi, Ascomycota, Saccharomycetes, Saccharomycetales, Saccharomycetaceae.